Messenger RNA from Drosophila sulfurigaster albostrigata, 2514 nucleotides. RefSeq names its product ATP-dependent RNA helicase DHX15 homolog (gene Dhx15). Lineage: Eukaryota; Metazoa; Arthropoda; Insecta; Diptera; Drosophilidae. The transcript has 8 exons. The coding region runs from base 116 to 2314 and encodes 732 amino acids. Gene Ontology annotation, cellular component: spliceosomal complex; intracellular anatomical structure. Gene Ontology annotation, molecular function: RNA binding; ATP binding; RNA helicase activity. The record is from RefSeq and is a predicted model, not a curated record.
AGACCGCGGUCACACGGACAACAUCGCAUUUCACGUUGCUUUCAGCGCGUGUUUUUUUUUAUUUGUGCAAAAACUUUUUUGCUAUAAUUUGUGCGUUUUAAUAUAAGCCAACAAGAUGUCGAAGCGCCGCAUUGAAGUAGGAGAAACAUACACAACCAAAAGAAGUAAAUAUCCAGAAACGGAAGCUUCAACAUCAGCCGCAGCGGCUUCCGCGGCCGGCACCGUUGCUCAAAUACUUGGCGGAUUUGUGCCCAGCAAACAGCCGCCAACCAUGAAUCCCUUCACAAAUAAGCCUUAUUCGACUCGCUAUCAGAAUUUGUACAAAAAGCGCAUCUCGUUGCCGGUAUUUGAGUAUCAAGCAGACUUUAUGCGUCUACUCAGUCAACAUCAGUGCAUUGUACUGGUUGGUGAAACGGGUUCAGGCAAAACAACACAGAUACCACAAUGGUGUGUGGACUUUGCGGUCUCCAAAGGACGUAAAGGCGUUUCAUGCACACAGCCACGUCGUGUGGCCGCCAUGUCGGUGGCGCAACGUGUCUCCGAGGAAAUGGACGUGAUACUCGGCGAAGAGGUUGGCUACUCUAUUCGUUUCGAGGACUGUUCCUCACCCAAGACAUUGCUAAAGUACAUGACCGAUGGUAUGUUGUUGCGCGAGGCAAUGUCUGAUCCCAUGCUGGAACAGUAUCAGGUUAUAUUGCUGGAUGAGGCCCACGAACGUACGCUAGCCACCGACAUAUUGAUGGGUGUGCUCAAAGAGGUGAUCCGGCAACGCAACGAUCUUAAACUGGUGGUCAUGUCCGCCACGCUCGAUGCCGGCAAGUUCCAACAGUACUUUGAUAAUGCGCCUCUUAUGAAUGUGCCGGGUCGCACGCAUCCCGUCGAGAUCUUCUAUACACCUGAACCGGAGCGUGAUUAUCUGGAGGCGGCCAUACGCACAGUUAUCCAGAUUCACAUGUGUGAGGAAAUCGAGGGUGACAUACUUAUGUUCCUCACGGGUCAAGAGGAAAUCGAGGAGGCUUGCAAGCGCAUCAAGCGUGAAAUUGAUAAUUUGGGCUCGGAGAUUGGCGAACUCAAGUGCAUUCCCUUGUACUCCACGUUGCCACCAAAUCUACAGCAGCGCAUUUUUGAAGCGGCACCUCCUCCAAAUGCCAAUGGCGCCAUUGGCCGCAAGGUUGUCGUGUCCACCAACAUUGCUGAGACCUCUCUGACCAUUGACGGUGUGGUGUUCGUGAUUGAUCCCGGCUUUGCCAAGCAGAAAGUGUACAAUCCACGUAUUCGUGUCGAGAGUUUGCUUGUUUCACCCAUAUCCAAGGCAUCGGCUCAACAGCGUGCCGGUCGUGCCGGACGUACUCGGCCCGGUAAAUGUUUCCGCCUAUAUACCGAGAAGGCAUUUAAGAAUGAAAUGCAAGACAACACAUACCCCGAAAUUCUGCGCUCCAAUUUGGGCACCGUGGUGUUGCAACUGAAGAAACUGGGCAUUGAUGAUCUGGUGCAUUUCGAUUUCAUGGAUCCACCGGCACCCGAGACACUUAUGCGUGCUCUGGAGCUGCUGAACUAUUUGGCUGCUCUCGAUGACGAUGGCAAUCUGACGGAUCUUGGUGCUGUAAUGUCUGAAUUCCCAUUGGAUCCACAAUUGGCCAAGAUGUUGAUAGCCAGUUGCCAGCACAACUGCUCCAACGAGAUACUAUCUAUUACGGCUAUGCUGUCGGUGCCACAAUGUUUCGUGCGUCCCAAUGAGGCAAAGAAGGUUGCGGAUGAGGCCAAGAUGCGCUUUGCCCACAUCGACGGGGAUCAUCUCACAUUGCUGAAUGUCUAUCAUGCCUUCAAGCAGAGCAGCGAGGAUCCUAACUGGUGCUACGACAAUUUCAUUAACUUUCGCUCGUUGAAGAGCGCUGAUAAUGUGCGACAACAGUUGGCCCGAAUUAUGGAUCGCUUCCAAUUGAAGCGUUCCAGCACAGAGUUCACAUCCAAGGACUAUUAUGUGAACAUACGCAAGGCUCUAGUGCAGGGCUUCUUCAUGCAGGUGGCGCAUCUGGAGCGCACUGGUCAUUAUUUGACCAUCAAGGAUAAUCAGGUUGUGCAGCUGCAUCCAUCCACAUGUCUGGACCACAAGCCCGACUGGGUCAUCUACAAUGAGUUCGUGCUGACCACCAAGAACUACAUACGCACUGUCACCGAUGUUAAGCCGGAGUGGCUGCUUAGCUUGGCGCCUCAAUACUACGAUCUGAACAACUUUCCACAAUGCGAGGCCAAGCGACAGUUGGAGUUGCUGCAACAGCGCAUGGAGACAAAGCAGUACCAGAAGGGUUUCUGAGUACCCAAAUGCGAGUUUUUAAUACAAAUACACGUAGUUUAAACAUAAUUCAAAUGAGAAAAACUAAUUAUAAUGAUAAAGUCCGUUAAAGAAGUCUUGGAAAUUAGUUGGCUUAAAUGUUACAUUUUGAAUUUUGUUUUCCAAAAAUCACAAACUAAAAAAAAAAAACAAAUGUUCUCUCUUUAUUAUUUUAUGCUUUC